This is a messenger RNA of Ornithorhynchus anatinus (platypus), 2347 nucleotides long. It is a transcript of the gene SH3YL1, whose product is annotated as SH3 and SYLF domain containing 1. Bases 49 to 888 code for a protein of 279 amino acids. The record is from RefSeq and is a predicted model, not a curated record. Lineage: Eukaryota; Metazoa; Chordata; Mammalia; Monotremata; Ornithorhynchidae. The transcript is spliced from 10 exons. Gene Ontology annotation, cellular component: ruffle membrane. Gene Ontology annotation, molecular function: protein binding; phosphatidylinositol binding.
CGCCUGGGGGGCGGAGCUCGGCCUGGGGAGCGGGAGACCGGCAGCACCAUGAAUAACCCUAUACCGUCCAAUUUGAAAUCUGAAGCCAGAAAAGCAGCUAAGAUAUUAAGAGAAUUCACAGAAAUAACUUCUAGAAAUGGACCUGAUAAGAUUAUUCCUGCCCAUGUAAUCGCUAAAGCUAAAGGCCUUGUAAUCCUGUCAGUGAUAAAAGCUGGAUUUUUGGUCACCGCCCGAGGAGGUAGCGGGAUUGUAUUGGCUCGUCUUCCAGAUGGAAAGUGGUCUGCUCCUUCUGCAAUAGGGAUAGCCGGUCUUGGUGGUGGAUUUGAAAUUGGAAUUGAGGUGUCAGACUUGGUAAUAAUAUUGAAUUACGACAGAGCGGUUGAGGCUUUUGCGAAAGGUGGCAAUUUGACUCUUGGUGGGAAUUGUACAGUAGCAGUUGGGCCUUUAGGAAGGAAUUUAGAAGGUGAUGUUGCUUUGCGAAGUUCUGCUGCCGUCUACACUUAUUGCAAAUCCCGAGGGCUAUUCGCCGGGGUCUCAUUAGAAGGAAGCUGUUUAAUUGAACGGAAAGAAACGAAUCGCAAAUUCUACUGCCAGGAUAUUCGUGCCAGUGACAUUUUAUUUGGCAACAUACCUCGCCCUGCUCAAGCUGAGGAUCUGUAUGAAAUUCUUGAAUCCUUUACUGAAAAAUAUGAUAAUGAAUGGCAGAGAAUCAAUGCAAGGAAAGCAGCCAGGGAGCAGAGGAAGGCCAAAGACCUAGCUGUGAAACCAGUGACUAGAGCACAGUCACACAGGCCAUCGGCAUCUCGCCAGCAGAAAUCCGGCUCACAAAAUAACCGAAAUGCCCGCAAGCUUUAUCCCGAACUUCCCCUUGAUUGUGAUAAUCAAUAGAAAAGAAAAUCCACGUGAAUAUCUAGAAGCUUAAGAUGAGUCAUUUUGGCCAGAAGCAGCUCAUUUUUCAUUAAUAUUUUAUUCAUUCAAAAGAAAUCACACAGUUCCCUAGAUAUUAAAUUUUAUGAUGUAUGCGCACGAGUUUCUAUUAACAGUGUGAUCGGCGGAGUUGAGAAGGAUUUCAAGGUAAUCAAGUUUUAAACUGCGGAGGGAAUUUUUUAUCGUCUCAGGAACAGUCUGUUGUACACUUCCUCGUCUCCUGAGUGUACUCAUCCAUAUCACAUUUUUUUUCAUAUUUUUUGAGAUGGCGAGAGAGGCAGAAAGGAAAAUAUUCUGUGCUCAUGGUUUAUAUGUAACUUUUGUAGUCCUUGGCCUAAUAAUAUGGUUUGGAGUUGGAAUGGAUAUUGAUUAUAAUUUGAAGAAGAUGUUUACCAGCUAUUUUGCUCACCAAAAAAAUGAAGACUCCACGUACACUGUCAGAUUCCAUUAUUAUAGCCAUGCCGCAGACUCUCCCUUAACUUUAAGAAGACCUGCCUGUAAGCCGUUGAAAUUAGUGAAUCAUUUUCAGAUUUAAAAGUUCCCGUGACAUCAUCCUGAUUUUAUAUUCUUUUUUCGUCCUUUCAAAUAAGCUAAUAGUUUUAAGUUAAAAUAUUCUUAUAUUGAAUCUCAUAUCAAUCCAUGAGCUUACUCAUUUUAGGAGUAUGUAUUAUAGAUAGAGCAGUAAGAUCAGCAUCCUUAACCAUGCAAAUCAAUGUAUUACUAACUUGAAUUAAGAAUUAAAUAUCUAGAUAGUACAGUCUUUCCAAAGCACUGUAGCACCAUCUUGUGUGAGCUAUAACAUUUAUAGGUUGUAACAUAAUUUCAUCAUGAUUGUAACUCGGACUCUUAGAUUUUAGAAUGGUUUAAAACGUUCAAGGAGCAUUCGGGUGGCAUUGAUUGUCAUACUGUGAGGUGGGGUAUUCUAAACCCAUUACCUUGCUGCGUUUAAUACAGGCAUUAAUGCGUUUCCAAUUAUUUCAUAAAAUUGCAUAGCUGAAAUGUAUUCUAUUUGUGAUCAUCUCAUACAUGUAGUAUGAUUACUAUAUUAAGAGAUCUUACAGUAUCUUUUUUUUUGUCUUCGGUACUGAUUCAGCGUACUUUUUGCCUAGAGUAAAAUACGGAGGCACACAAACUAAUUGCUCUUUUCAGUGCAUUGUUUACUUUCCAAUAUAUAUAUUUAUAUGCAGUAGCUCAGAAAACAACACAAACCUUCGUCAUUUUGAAGGGUGUGAAAGUUGUGUGGGGUGGAGAUCCUUUGGGAAAGCCUUCUAAUAAAUGGAAACAAAAUCAUGAUUUUCUGUGUCCUUGACACCAGUGACCUCAAAAAUAUGGUUGGCUCACACUCGGACAAAUACUGACUUCACCAAAGGAUGCUGGAUUGGAAAUGGGAGAAAUCCUGAGGGUGUCGAAAUAUCAAUGA